AAAAAAAAAAAAAAAAAAAAAAAAAAAAAAAGGAGGAGAAGGGAUCAGAGCAGCCGCCAGAGAGAGGGCGAUAGAGUCCACUUUCCUCCAACUGCCCUGGGUCUCCCUCCCUCGCUCUCUCCUCUUCAGCAACACCAAGAGCCCCAAACUGAACCCAGAGCAGCUUUUUCCAUCAGUUCAGUUCCCGUCCCUCCCUCUGUCUCACACACGGCAAGGAGAGAGCCCCUUCCUCCCCUUGAUUUUCCUUCGCAUGCUCAGCCCCUUGUUUCCUUUAAAGCACUAGAAAUCCCCCUUCUUGCCCCCGCUCCUCCCUUGCAGACUGGGAUUGCAAUGGGAGCUUUGCAGAUUGCUGGAUUUUCCAUCCUUUUCUUUCUCCUCCACUCUGGAAACACGCUGGCAAAUAAAGCCAGUCAAGAUGUAGAUGAGUGCGUGGAGGGCACUGACAACUGCCACAUCGAUGCCAUCUGCCAGAACACCCCCAAGUCCUACAAGUGCAUCUGCAAGUCUGGCUACACCGGGGACGGGAAGCACUGCAAAGAUGUUGAUGAGUGUGAGCGGGAGGACAACGCGGGCUGCGUGCACGAGUGCGUGAACAUCCCUGGCAACUACCGCUGCACCUGCUACGACGGCUUCCGCCUGGCACACGACGGCCACAACUGCUUAGACCUGGACGAGUGCUCGGAGGGCAACGGCGGCUGCCAGCAGACCUGUGUCAACAUGAUGGGCAGCUACGAGUGCUUCUGCCGGGAGGGCUUCUUCCUCAGUGACAACCAGCACACCUGCAUCCAGCGCCCUGAAGAAGGCAUGAACUGCAUGAAUAAGAACCACGGCUGUGCCCACAUCUGCCGGGAGACCCCCAAAGGCGGCAUCGCCUGCGAGUGCCGCCCCGGCUUCGAGCUCACCAAGAACCAGCGCGACUGCAAACUGACCUGCAACUACGGCAACGGGGGCUGCCAGCACACCUGCGACGACACCGAGCAGGGGCCCAAGUGUGGCUGCCACGUCAAAUUCCUGCUGCACUCGGACGGGGUGACGUGCAUAGGGGAGAGACACUUCCAGCAACACGUUAUCCUUGAGACGUUUUCUAAUGAGACGUGUGCUGUGAACAACGGGGGCUGUGACAGCAAGUGCCACGACGCGGCCACCGGCGUCCACUGCAGCUGCCCCAUGGGCUUCAUGCUCCAGCCCGACAGGAAGACCUGCAAAGACAUCGAUGAGUGCCGGCUCAACAACGGCGGCUGCGACCACAUCUGCAGGAACACGGUGGGCAGCUUUGAGUGCAGCUGCAAGAAGGGCUACAAGCUGCUCAUAAAUGAGAGGAACUGCCAAGACAUCGACGAGUGCUCCUUUGACCGGACCUGCGACCACCUCUGCAUCAACACCCCCGGCAGCUUCCAGUGCCUGUGCCACAAGGGCUACACGCUCUACGGGCUCACCCACUGCGGAGACAUUGAUGAGUGCAGCAUCAACCGGGGUGGCUGCAAAUUCGGCUGCAUCAACACUCCUGGCAGCUACCAGUGUACCUGUCCUGCUGGCUGCAAGCUGCACUGGAACAAGAAGGACUGUGUGGCUGGUGCGUGUCCCUUGGAGCUGGUGAAGUGCCUGCCAGGCUCGGUGCCACCACGGGCCACCCUCACCUGCAACAAGAUGGGCAAGAAGGACAGCUGUGCCCUCUCCUGCACCUCCAAGGCCCGAUUUCUGCCAGAGUCUGACAGCAGCUACACGGUGAGCUGUGGGACCCCCGUCCUGCGGCAGGGCAGCCAGCACAGACCCACCAACAGCAGCCAGCAGUGCCUCGAGACUGUGGCUGCGCCGGUCAAGCAGAAGGCCUCCUUCAAGAUCAAGGAUGCCAAGUGCCACCUGCACCCGCGGACCAAGGGCAAGCAGGAGGAGGCUGGGAAGGCACAAGGUGAGGUGUGGUGGUGGGGGGAGCCGGGGUUCCCCAGCAGGGAUGGGGUGCUGACCUAUCCUCCGUGCACAGGGGGCUCGGCACCGUGCUCUGACUGCCAGGUCACCUUCGUCCACCUCAAGUGCGACUCGUCCAAGAAGGGGAAGGGGCGCCGGGCUCGCAACUCCCCCAGCAAAGAGGUGACGCGCAUCUCGCUGGAGUUCGAGGCCGAGAUCAAGCCCGAGGAGAUCACAGCCAGCUGCAACCUGCACUGCCUGCGACAGAGGGUGGAGAAAAAGCUGAAGUCGGCCAUCAAAGCCCUGAAGAAAUCCAUCAACCAGGAGCGGUUCCUGCUGCGCUUCGCAGGGAUGGAGUACGAGGUGGCCCGGAAGCUGAGCGUGGCCCCCGAGCGGCAGGAGAGCUGCGGGCCGGGCCAGCAGCGCCUGGCCAGCAAGUGUGUCAGCUGCUCGCAGGGAACCUAUUACCACGGGCAGACGGAGCAGUGCGUGCCCUGCCCCCCCGGCACCUACCAGGAGAAGGAGGGGCAGCUCUCCUGUGACCUGUGUCCCCGCGGCGACACCUUCGGGCCCGCAGGAGCCACCAACAUCACCGGCUGCACCGGUCAGUGUCCCCCUGGCCAGCACUCUGCCGAUGGCUUCAAGCCCUGCCAGCCGUGUCCCCGUGGGUCCUAUCAGCCCGAGGUGGGCAGGGCGCUCUGCUUCCCCUGCGGCGGGGGGCUGACCACCCGCCACGAGGGAGCCCUCUCCUUCCAGGACUGCGACACCAAAGUGCAGUGCUCCCCUGGGCACUACUACAACACGAGUGUGCACCGCUGCAUCCGCUGCGCCGUGGGCACCUACCAGCCCGAUUUCCGGCAGAAUUACUGCAUCGCCUGCCCCGGCAACACCACCACCGACUUUGAUGGCUCCACCUCUGUGUCCCAGUGCAAAAACCGGCAGUGUGGAGGGGAGCUGGGUGAGUACACGGGCUACAUCGAGUCCCCCAACUACCCGGGGAAUUACCCCGCCAACGUCGAGUGCACCUGGAACAUCAACCCCCCGCCCAAGCGCAAGAUCCUCAUCGUGGUGCCGGAGAUCUUCCUCCCCUCCGAGGACGAGUGUGGCGACGUCCUGGUCAUGCGGAAAAACUCCUCCCCAUCCUCCAUCACCACCUACGAGACCUGCCAGACCUACGAGAGACCCAUCGCCUUCACCGCCCGCUCCCGCAAGCUCUGGAUCAACUUCAAAACCAGUGAAGCCAACAGUGCUCGGGGCUUCCAGAUCCCCUAUGUCACCUACGAUGAGGACUACGAGCAGCUGGUGGAGGACAUCGUGCGGGAUGGAAGGCUCUACGCCUCCGAGAACCACCAGGAGAUCCUCAAGGACAAGAAGCUCAUCAAAGCUUUCUUCGACGUGCUGGCACACCCCCAGAACUACUUCAAGUACACAGAGAAGCACAAGGAGAUGCUGCCCCGCUCCUUCAUCAAACUCCUGCGCUCCAAAGUCUCCAGCUUCCUCCGGCCUUACAAAUAGCCCCCCGCCUCCC
Molecule: messenger RNA, 3433 nt
Organism: Prinia subflava (tawny-flanked prinia)
Lineage: Eukaryota; Metazoa; Chordata; Aves; Passeriformes; Cisticolidae
Gene: SCUBE3
Product: signal peptide, CUB domain and EGF like domain containing 3
Exons: 22
Coding region: 331-3420 (1029 amino acids)
Biological process (GO): signal transduction
Cellular component (GO): cell surface
Molecular function (GO): calcium ion binding
Source: RefSeq, a predicted model, not a curated record